Molecule: messenger RNA, 979 nt
Organism: Daphnia pulex (common water flea)
Lineage: Eukaryota; Metazoa; Arthropoda; Branchiopoda; Diplostraca; Daphniidae
Product: probable tyrosine-protein phosphatase F54C8.4
Exons: 6
Coding region: 428-745 (105 amino acids)
Molecular function (GO): polynucleotide 5'-phosphatase activity
Source: RefSeq, a predicted model, not a curated record
CUGGACAUAUAUUAGAGUGACCGGCCUUACAGUAAAGUAGGACAUGGAAGUUGUCGUUCGGCACUCGUUGCUAAGCAUCGUUGCUAAGGAACUCUGUUUGUGUUUGUUUCUGUUUGUGUUUCUUUCUGUUUUGAAUUUGAUCCACGUUUGUAGCUCAACGUGUAGCUUAACUUUUAGCUCACUCCGUUGGUUGCCGUUUGCAAGUUUGUUUUUUUAGCUGGUCUCUACUCGUAAAAAAAGCUUCCCUGUUUUUACAAAAGCUUCUCUGUUUUUGUUACGAGUGUCAACAGUGACAAAAAGUUCAUGUAGAAGCAUUUUGGUUUUCACAGUUCAGUAACGAGAGAAAAAAUGAGAGACAAAGACACUGAAGCGUUUCCUGAUAAACAAAGGACUUGAGCGGGAUCAGUGGUUCACGCCCGACAAACUGAUGGAGAUGGUGCCUAACGUUGGCUCGAUUAUCGACUUAACUGCGACCGAUAAAUAUUAUAAUCCAGCGCUUUUCACGGCGCGUGGAAUACGGCACACCAAAAUCGGGUGCGGUGGCCGCGGAACCAUUCCCUUCGAAGCUAUCGUUCAUAGAUUCUUUUAUGUAGUCGAUGCUUUCCUUCUCAGCGCCCACUCUCGAGGCAACGUUUUGAUGGUGCAGUGCACGCACGUUAAAUUGAACAAACAACACACGAAGAAAUUAAACAUGAAUUUCGACAAAUUGGUUAAGUUGUUCCAAGUUAUUAAGUUAAAAGUUUAAAUUUUUAAGGCGACUGUUUAUUCAAAAUCUUCCUCAUCGCUCAUACAUUCAAUUGGAAUACGUUGAAUGUUCAUGAUUGCAUCAUGUUUCUCCAAUUCAUGUUUAAGAAUCUCGUCGACAAUAGAAUCUCCCACACUUGAACCUAUUAGAACAAUAUAAAAUGCAAUGAUAACUCACAUUGUUUAUGACAGACUUUUUUUUUUAAUGGAUGCAUACAAACCAUUGUUGAAUGUA